AUUUUAAGCAUCCGUUAUGCGCAAAGUAUUCUACGCAGGCAAUUAAUUAUGAAAUAAAAUUACGUAGAUUACAUAGAAUUUUUUUGCAUAGACAAAAAAUUAAUUAAAAUAUCUUACUCAAUAAAGUUAAUUAGUAUUCCUGCUUAUAACGUUUUCAAUGAGUUAUGACAUUUACGGUUACUUUAGUCGGCUGAACAAAUUCAAUAUUAGAACACGUAAUUACUAAGUGAAUUAUAAAAAUAUACAAUUAUAAAAAAAAAACAAAGAUCAAUAUUUUACAAAAAAGAUAACAAAUAAUAAUAUAGUAUAUAUAAAAAUAUUUGUCAUUCAAUAAAAAUAAAACAAUGUCGAUCUUUUAUCGUAAAAUUGGAAUCCUUUUUUUGAUUUUGUCCAUUGUUAUUAUAAAUAAUAUUAUUAGUGCUUCUAAUAGUCGGCCUAUUAUUGGCAUUCUAUCUCAAGAAACUGGUAAUUACGGUGACUUAAUGAAAGGAAACAGAAGUUAUAUAGCCGCAUCCUAUGUUAAAUUUGUUGAAGGUGCUGGUGCAAGAGUGGUCCCAAUUCCGAUCAAUAAAAGCAGAUUAUAUUACAAGAAGCUAUUGAGAAACAUAUCUGGAGUUUUAUGGCCAGGCGGAGCAGCAAGCUUCAAAAAAGGAUAUGCUAAUGCAGGAAACAAAAUUUAUCAAAUUGCUGAAGAAAUGAACCAAAAUGGAACGCACUUCCCGAUUCUAGGAAUUUGUUUAGGAUUUGAAUUAUUAACAUACGUAGCAUCUAAUAAGAGACUGAAUAGAAUGCCCUGUGUCAGUAAAUCACAAGCUCUACCUUUAAAGUUCGAAGAAAAUUUUAGACAAUCAAAAUUAUUUACAAAUGCGUCACGGCAAAUUACGAACAGUUUAGAAACGAAGAACGUCACUAUUAAUUUUCAUAAAUUUUGUAUAACCAAAAACGAACUCAGAAGGCUUCAUUUAAAUAACACUUUUCGAGUCAUCUCUCAGAAUGUAGCCACAGAUGGUGUAAAAUUUAUAUCUAGCUUGGAACACGUUAAUUUUCCUUUUUUUGGAUUACAAUUUCAUCCGGAAAAAAAUAUUUACGAAUGGAUAAAAGGGAAAAAUAUACCUCAUACUUUGGAGGCCAUUGAAGUCGGCCAAUAUUUUGCUAACUUCUUCGUGAACGAAGCUCGAAGAAAUAAAAAUAGAUUUUCUAAUUAUAAAGAAGAAAUCGAAAGUUUAAUUUAUAAUUAUCCUCCAUUAUAUACUGGUGGAAAAAAUAAUUCAGUCUUCGAACAAAUUUAUUUAUUUCGAGUAGACGACUAAUUAUGAACAUCAUAAUCGUUAUAAAUAUAUAAAUUUUUUAUAUUUAAUGUAAUACUUUAUAAAUGAAUAUUAUAUUUUUAUUGAAUAUUUAUUAUACAGGGUAAGAUAAAAGUCGCUUUCACCAGAAAUUUAAGUAAGUAAUUUGUUUAUGAAAUGAUAUGCGAUUACAAUUGUGUAAACAGCUGAUAGUUUAGUAUAGUUUUUAUACGAUUACUGUGGCAACAAUAUUAUUGUUAAAUGUUUUUGUUUUUGUGGAAAGAUUUGGAUUAGUUAUAAUAAUCAUUUCAGAACUUCGAAACCUUUCAUUUCUGUACAGCCAUAUGUAAAUCGGUAAUUAAACGAUACGAGUUGUUCAUUGAUGUAUAAUAUAGACACCAAUUUGAAUAUUUUAUGUGAACAAAUGAAGAUAAAUUAAUAUAUAAAAAUAAUUGUUUGUUUAUAAUUAUUUUGGAGAAAGCGGUUUUUAUCUCACUCUGUAUAUAUUAAAUAUUUUAUUUGAAGUUAUAUUCUUAUCUCAUUGUUAUACAAUAAAGAUUACGUUUAUCAAUCAGAGGAUCAAA
This is a messenger RNA of Polistes canadensis, 1870 nucleotides long. RefSeq names its product gamma-glutamyl hydrolase-like. The record is from RefSeq and is a predicted model, not a curated record. Gene Ontology annotation, biological process: tetrahydrofolylpolyglutamate metabolic process. The transcript is spliced from 8 exons. Gene Ontology annotation, cellular component: vacuole. The coding region runs from base 345 to 1310 and encodes 321 amino acids. Gene Ontology annotation, molecular function: gamma-glutamyl-peptidase activity. Lineage: Eukaryota; Metazoa; Arthropoda; Insecta; Hymenoptera; Vespidae.